AUGGACAAGUACCGAAAGGUGAUGAAGCCCAAGGAGGACAUCCAGAAGACUGACGAGGAGAUCCGCGUGACUGCGGCCGGCAGUGUGUCUGCGUACGUGUCGCGUGCGGCCACCGUUUUCAAUGAGCUCGAGAAGCCCUAUGUGAUUGUUCAGGCCACCGGCAACGCCUUGACCAAAGCAGUGACUGCUGCAGAGGUCAUCAAACGCCGUUUCAAGGGCCUGCACCAAAUCACCGAGCUGAAAACAGUCGAGAUUAUUGACGAGUAUGAGCCUCUGGAGGAAGGCCUGGACAAGGUUACCGAUGCCCGCAACGUUUCCGUGAUUGAGAUCAAGCUUUCCAAGGAGCCCCUGGACACCACUGACAAGGGUUAUCAGCCUCCCCUGGACGAUUCCCUCGUCAAGGAGUUUGAGCCGGAGGACAUGGUUCGAGGCAGAGGGAGAGGCCUCGGCAAAGGUGGUCGCGGCAAGGGCAAGGGCCGCGGACGAGGGAAGGGCAAGGGACGCGGCAAAGGCAAAGGGAAGGGAGAUGACGAGGAGCCCAGGAAGGGCAAGAGCAAGGGGAAAGGAAAGGGCAAAGGAAAAGGAAAGGGCAAGGGACGCGACUACGAUGACUACGACGACUACGGCGCCUCCAAGUCUAAGGGGAAAGGAAAGAGCAAGAGCAAGGGGAAAAGCAAGAGCAGGUACGAUGACUAUGAUGACGAGCCAAAGGGCAAAGGCAAGAAGGGAGGCAAGAGCAAGGGAAAAAGCUCUUGGGAGGACUCGUACUCUGCGCCGUCAAAGUCCAAAGGCAAGGGCAAGGAGAGGAGCGACAAAGGCAAGGGCAAGUCCUACAACAGCUGGGGCUACCAGGAUGACAGCUACGGCAGCAAGCCCAAGGGAACCAGCAAGGGCUGGGGCAAGGGCAGUUCGAAGAGCGACGACUGGGGCAGGUCGAGCAAGGGUGGCAAGAGCCAGGGCAAAGGCAAGAGCAGCAAGGGGGGCUACUACUGA
Messenger RNA from Symbiodinium sp. CCMP2456, 993 nucleotides. The record is from the annotation of a GenBank genome assembly. Lineage: Eukaryota; Dinophyceae; Suessiales; Symbiodiniaceae.